AUGCCGAUGGAAAUGUUUCAACACGCUUAUGAAGUAUUGGACGCACUCAUCUAUGCCAAGGAAAUUGUAACUGGUCAACUGACUGAACCACAGGAUGUAGAUGCAAUAGUCCAUAUUACAAGAUUAAGAGAAAAGCUUGGUUUGCAAACUAUAUUAUUGAAGAGUGACUUGAAAUGGCUAAGUUCUGAGACUACAAUUAAGAAGGAACCUUUGAAAGAUGAUGGAGAAUAUAUAUAUUGCCUUCCUAGGAGGAAGUCCAAGGGUCCUGACAGUCUGUAUGAGCUUCAGGCAGUCUCUGCUCAAACAGCUCGAUGUUGCAAACAAUUUUGGAUUAUUACUGCUACAUUUGUUUCAAAAGUAACAUAUAAUAGGUUUUUUUCGAAUACUGAAGAAACAGAGCUCUUACCUAUGACGGAAUGGCUAAAGGAAAGAAAAUGCUACUACUUACUACAGACUUUCAAGAUAUUUUUCACUUUCCGAGUUAAUAAAAUAUUUGUUAUCUGGAAAAUGAAUAUUAAAAGAAUUAAGACCGAGAGGAGCAGGGCAGUUUUGUGUCACCAUCUUUUUUGGACUGAUGAAUCGUUUCAAAGCUGUUUGCUUUAUAUAAGAGGACUUUGUGAAGAUGCAGUUAGACUUAAAAAAGGUAAUGGAUAUGAAGAUAAUCCAUCUGCCAUACGCCUUGUAAAGCUGGACAGGUUUCAUACCUGUUCUCUAGAUGAAUUUUGUGAAGAACAACUAAAACAAGCUUCAAGAGCAUUGAAACAGUUUGAAGAUGUCAGAGAUAAAGCAAUUUCAGAGAUAAAAAGAACAGUUUUAAAGGUGGCAGAAAGGAAAGAUUUGAAACAAUAUUUUGAAUCAGAUCUCUCUGUAUAUGAUGACACAACACAUUUCAAACUGCCUAAAUAUCGACGUUUAUUAGAAACAGUCUUCAGGUUUAUGAUGCUGGUUGAUUGCCUAUUCCAGGAGCUCAUUCGCCAACUUAUGAACACUGCAAUCACAUUACUUUUGGAUUUAUUUAAUAGUUCUGCCAGAAUGCCACUUUCAAAAGAAAAAAAGAAUGAUGAUCUAAUCAGAAUAUACAUGAACAAUUUAUCUGGCACUAGAACUAAGUCUUUAAAAAGCAACUAUGAAGAUCUCUAUUGUCCACCCAUCGGUGGUUCUCGUGUUCUAAACACAGAAGUAAAAACUCAGGAUGAAAUCAAUGAGAUUUUGAAUAAUAUUCAGUUGGAGAGAGAAUUGAAAACAAUAUAUGCACCAAUAUUUGAAGUCGAUAUACAUUUGAGAACUCCUACUCAGAGUUGUUCACCAGAAGAUUCUGAGGAAAACAAUUUUGAAGCUGACAAGUCUUCUAGGAAAUCAGUGAUAUAUUUUGGAGAUGAUUUAUCAGAUGAUAGUGAAGAAGAAGCUAUAAAAGUCGAGAGAUCAAAAAAAUUCAGUUACAACCUUGAAGGACGCCUUUUAGAAAUGGAAAUUGCAAAUGAGCCUGAGAAUAAAUGCAUGUGUGAAGCAACUGCAGAAUUCCCUACAAAUAUCUGUAUAGUUCCCAACAGAUUGGAAUUUUCAAUAAAAAUUCAAAAUAUGGUGACUAGUAUUGAAAAAUGUAUAACCAAAAUUAAUCCUCUGUGCCAAGAUCCUCGCCUCUCUAUUUUCAUUGAUCCAGCUUCAAUUAUUGGUUUAACUACUAAGGCAGAAAAUACAAGAAUACAUAAGAAGAUCAAAUGGCCAGAUUGUCAGAUCCUAUUUGAAAUGGACCCUGUCUAUCAAAGUAAAGUUGUGAAUCUCCUGACUGUUAUUGGUAAAUCAAUGGGACAAGUUAGUUCUUACAGCAACAGCUUUCUGAAAUAUUGUACCAUGGUGGAAAAGUCCAAAAUCAUGACUAUGAAAAUGUCAUCUUUGGGAGGUGAAUUGACUUCAAUACAGUUUAAAAAAGUACUAAAUAAAUUCAGAAAAUAUCUUACAAAGAUUGUGAACAUGACCAUUGAGAAACGCAUUGGUAUUUUCAAAGUUAUGAGUGUUGAUUAUCAAUCAGAAUGUUUGCCAUUUGUUGAUGAUGUCAUAAUUAUGUGCCACAUCCUUUUACGACGUAUAAUGCAACAGAGGAAUGAAAAUCUAUUGGAGGAAAUAGAAUCAUCGUUGAGAAAACUGGAAUGUGAACCCACUGAAAUAGAAGAAUUUGUGAACCAUUUUACUUUUUUGGAUGAAGUUUCCUUAGAAAUACCUAAAUUAGAAAGAGAGUACUUAGCAAUUGCUCAACUUAAUGCAGUUGUAAAGUAUUAUCAGAUCAUUAUUCCAGAAGAAAAUGUUGCCUUGUAUAAACUCCUUCUCACCAAAUUUAGUCAGUUGAAAGCAGCUGUGAAGUUAAGUGAAGCAAAUAAAGAUGUUGUUUUCUCUAAAUUUAAAGAAAAUUUGGAAGCAUAUAUCUCUGUCCUGCAGGCUGACGCUAUUAAUUUAAAAGAAAAGAUAAGAAGUCCUGUUCUGUUAUGUAACAGUACCCGCAUGUCAACAGCAGUGGAGAUGAUCCACACUUUCACAGAAGAAGCUGCAACUUUGUCCAGCAAAGCUAAAGCCUAUGCAACUUACCAGGAUUAUCUAGAUGAUGCCCACUGCACUGUGCACUCCAUUAGUAUGGAGGAGACCGCCCAGGCUGUGCUCUCAGAUAUCUCGGAGAUUGAAUGUGACUUAAUGUUGAGAAAAUUAUUGUGGGAUUCACAAGAGGAAUGGGGAAAACUCUUUCGAGAAUGGAGAAAAAGUCCUCUUCAACAGAUUGAUAUAGAGUCAGUACAGAGGAAUGUUUCAAAAUGGAUGCAGAUCAUCUCAGUACUAGAAAAAGGCUUACCUAAAAACGAUAUGGUAACACAUUUUAAGCAAAUGGUGACAGAUUUUAAACAAGAGCUGCCUAUCAUCAUAGCUCUGGGAAGCCCCUGUCUCAAGCCCAGGCACUGGGAGGCUCUCCAUGAGAUUAUUGGAAAGUCCAUUUCCCUCGAUAAAAACUGCUCAGUAGAGAAUCUUCUAUCACUCAAGAUGUUACAGUAUGAAGAUGAAAUAAACGAAAUAUCAAAUGCUGCAACUAAUGAAGCUGCUCUUGAAAAAACGCUGUUUAAGUUGAUCGAUCUUUGGAAUAGCACCCCUUUAAAUUUGAUUCUUCAUCAUACAGAGUCUGGUCCUAUCCCAAUAAUUUCUUCUAUCGAUGACAUAUUAGCUCAGUUAGAAGAGUCUCAAGUCAUACUUGCAACACUUAAAGGAUCUUCCUAUCUUGGGCCCAUUAAGGAUCUGGUGGAAACAUGGGAUGACAACUUGACUCACUUCUCUAAUACUCUUGAGGAAUGGAUGACGUGUCAAAGGAAUUGGCUUUAUCUUGAACCAAUCUUUUAUUCUUUAGAAAUACAAAGGCAACUUCCAUCAGAAGCAAAACUUUUCUCAAAGGUGAUUUCUAUAUGGAAAGAUGUCAUGUCAAAAAUACAAAACAAACUGGAAGCUUUGCAAAUAACGACCUCUGCAGGAAUUCUUAAAAUUCUGAAAAAAUGUAAUAUGUAUCUUGAAAACAUCAAAAAGAGUCUGGAGGACUACCUUGAAACUAAAAGAAUGAUUUUUCCACGAUUUUACUUUCUCAGCAACGCUGAACUUCUUCACAUUCUCGCUUCUAGUAAAAAUCCUGAGUCUGUGCAGCCUCAUCUUGAUAAAUGUUUUGAAAAUAUAAAACAGCUGAUGAUAUACAAACAAGAAAUUGGCCCCCCCGCUGUCAUGAUGCUCAUCUCUGCUGAAGGAGAGAGUCUUAUGCUGCCACAGAAGAUUCGAAUACGAAGUGCUGUCGAGCAGUGGCUGGUAAACGUAGAAAAGAGCAUGUUCGACAUGUUAAAAAAAUUUGUUAGUCAUGGAAUUGAAGAGUGGAACAACCAACGCUUUUCCACGUGGGUGGUGUCGCAUCCCGGACAAGUGGUGCUCACUGUGAGCCAGAUUAUGUUUAACAAUGAUUGUGUCAAAAGCUUCAUGAGUUCUGAUCCAAGAGCAGACUUGGAGACAGUCCGUGCUGGUGUGAUAGCGCAUCUUGAGGAGGUUGCUGAGCUGGUUGUGUUGAAUAUUAAUAACUUCCGAACUAAAGCCGUCCUGGGCUCACUGCUUAUCCUUUACGUUCACUGCAGAGACAUAGUGAAAGAUUUACUACUUAAAAAUAUCUUUAAUGAGAAGGAUUUUGAGUGGACAAGGCAUUUGCAAUAUAAAUGGAAUGAAAAACUAAAGAUAUGCUAUGUAUCUCAAGGAAAUGCUAGUUUUACUUAUGGCUAUGAAUACUUGGGCUGUUCCCCAAGACUGGUGAUUACGCCGCUUACAGAGAGAUGCUGGUUAACUCUCACGGGAGCACUCCACUUGAAUCUCGGAGGCUGCCCUGCAGGGCCAACGGGUACAGGGAAAACUGAAACUGUCAAAGAUCUCGCAAAAUCCUUAGGAAAACAUUGUGUGGUCUUCAACUGUUUUGACAAUUUGGAUUACAAGAUAAUGGGGAAAUUGUUGUUCGGACUAGUUCAGUCAGGAGCGUGGUGUUGUUUUGAUGAAUUCAGUCGAAUUGAUGUGGAAGUUCUCUCUGUCAUUGCCUCACAGAUCCUAACAAUUAAGGAAGCAAAAGACAGCUAUUCUGUCCGAUUUGUGCUGGAAGGCAAGGAAAUUCGUAUCAAUAUGGCUUGUGCAAUAUUUGUCACCUUGACUCUUGGCUAUGAAGGUCAAGUAGAACUUCCAGAUAACCUAAAAUCUCUCUUCCGUCCAGUGGCAAUGAUUGUGCCCCAUUAUCGAAUGAUUAGUGAAAUAAUAUUAUUUUCACUUGGUUUCAAAUCUGCAAAAAUCCUCUCUGGAAAACUAGCCAACCUUUAUGCAUUAUCUAGCGAACAUCUCUCACAGCAGGAUCACUAUGACUUUGGCAUGAAUUCCCUGAAGACAGUGUUAAUAAUGGCUGGGAAGAAGAAAGAGAAGUUUCAAUGUGACACUGAUGAGAGUCCUUCUGAAGCUGAGGAAACUCUAAUAAUGAUACAGGUCAUAAGAGAAUCGUGUUUACCAAAAUUCCAUCCUAAAGAUGUCCCACUUUUUGAAAAGAUUUUAGUAAAUAUUUUUCCUGGAGCUACAGUUCCCACCAUAAAUCAGCCUGCCUUGAAGAAAGCCGUACAUUUUGCAACCACACAAUUGGGCUUACAACACUGGCCAUCUCAGGAAGAAAAAAUCAUACAAUUUCAUAAUCAACUUCAGGCUUGCACUGGGGUGAUGUUAGUGGGCCCAACAUGUGGAGGAAAGACAACAGUCAGAAGAAUUCUAGAAAAAGCUUUGAUAAUUUUACCAGUUGUCGAGAGCUUACCAAACGAAGAAAGGAAAUCUUUUUCAAAGAUUCCAGGGAGAAAAGGAAAAGUAGAUAUUUGUGUUUUAAAUCCAAAAUGUAUCACUCAUGGUGAACUAUAUGGACAACUGAACCCUAAUACAAUGGAAUGGACUGAUGGAAUAUUAUCAGCAGUAAUUCAUAAUUACGUACAUUUUAAUGUUAAAAGGCAAUCAAGAAAAGACUUGGAUCUGGGCUUGAGGUCAAGAAUCUCAGACAUAGCUAAUAUUUUCAAACUUGAGACUUCUGAUACAGCAGAUAUUUAUAGUAAUAUUGUUGAGAAGGAGAUGCAUAAAGAAAUUAAAGCACCAGAAAGUCAAAAUUUUGCCUGGCAGUGGAUUGUUUUAGAUGGUCCUGUGGAUCCCUUGUGGGUGGAAAACCUAAACUCCAUUCUGGGGGAGAGUAGAACGCUGUGCCUAGCAAACAGUGAGCGAAUCACCUUAACGGACAGCAUCAAAGUGAUUUUUGAAGUGGACAGCCUCUCUCAGGCCAGUCCGACCACCAUCGGCUGCUGCGCUAUGGUCUAUAUGGAUCCUGUUGAUCUGGGAUGGGAGCCUUAUGUCAAAUCAUGGCUUUUGAAGACUUCUAAAAUUAUGAGUCAAGAAGGAGUGAAAUGCCUUGAAUUUAUGAUUAAAAGAAGUGUCCCUGAUGGGCUGCACUUUCUAAAGAAACAUCAGAAAUUUCAGCCAUUCCCAGUACAGAACUUAACAAUUGUCAUCACUCUUUGUAGGAUUCUUGAUGCUUUCUUUGAAUUCAUGGAUAAAAACGGAGGCUUGGGACAAAAUGAUGAUUCUAAAGACAUUUCAACUGUGAACACAUCUACUUCAAAAUCAAAAGUCAAAUUCAAGGUUACACCAAACAAGGCUGAAAAUGCAUGGUAUCUGGAGAAAAACCCUGACAAAUUAACAAUCAUGAUUCAGAAGCUUUUUGUGUUUGCGUUUACUUGGGCAUUUGGAGGGACAUUAAGACGUGAAGAUGAACAUGAAGAUGACAUACUAUUUAGUGCAAGUUUUGAGCCUGAUUCUCUUGCAAAAGUCACAUAUGAUUUUGACAAGCUUGUGCGUGAAUUAUUUGAAAACAGUUUACAAGAAGGCAUCAAAUUACCAACUGGUGAUCGUUCAAUCUUUGGGUAUUUUGUGGAUAUACAGCAAUGUGAAUUCACAGCGUGGUCAGAAUUAGUUCCUACUACUCAGGCCCUAGUUCAAAGAGGAACUUCAUUACUAACUGACCCUCAAGGAUCCAAUGAAAACCUCUUGAAGAUAACAGAGUGUGGAGAGUACAUUAAUCACACUGCGACCAGAGAUACAAUGUGCCUUUCUUUUCUCAGCAGUCUUCUGUUAAAGAAUUCCUACCCCGUACUUCUCACAGGAGAACCUGGUGUUGGGAAAACCGCUGCCAUUAACCAAAUGCUUGAAAAGUUAGAGGGACCAGGAGCAUUUGAUAUAAACUAUGAAUCAACAUUGGGAGAAGUCCUAUUAUACAAUGAAAUUAAAAGAUCAAGCAGCCUGAAACAGAAUAUCAGCAUCUUGUUUUCUGAAACUCGUAAGUCAGCAACUGGAAAUUCAGAUAUGACUAUGAAAAAAUCAGAAGUUAGAACGAGUGAAGUAUCAUGUAAAAAUAUUAAUAAGGGGAUUAUAGUCUCAAGAAUAAAUUUUAGCAUCAAUAUAACAACUGCGAAAGCCAAGGAGAUGAUUCUUAAGAAGCUAAUAAGAAGAAGUAAAGACACUCUUGGAGCACCAAAAAACAAUAGAAUUGUAAUAUUUAUUGAUGACCUGAAUAUGCCAGCAUCAGAGAGAUACGGAGCCCGACCACCAUUGGAAUUGAUCAGACAAUUAUUAGAUUUGGGAGGGAUUUAUGAUACUGAAAAAGUUACAUGGAAGAAUAUUCAAGACCUCUCUCUGGUUGCAGCUUGUGCCCCGCCCAUUGGUGGCAGAGAUAUUAGCCCACGUCUCCUCAAGCACUUCUCCAUACUGGUCUUGCCUCAUCCUCCGCAGAGUGCCUUGAAUACUAUUUUCCAGACUCAUUUGGAAAUGUAUUUCUCCAUCAAUAACUUCACAUCUGAAGUUCAGAAAAGUAAGGACCAACUCAUAUGCUGUUCCCUCGCUAUCUACUAUCAAGUGCGUCAGAGUAUGCUGCCCACCCCAACGAAGUGUCACUACAUAUUUAAUCUCCGAGAUGUUUUUAAGCUUCUUCUCGGCCUGCUGCAAGCUGACAAGGCUGUUAUUAACUCUAAAGAGAUGGCCGCGCUGCUCUUUGUGCAUGAAGCCGCCCGAGUGUUUCAUGAUCGUUUAAUUGAGCAUACCGACAAAGGACUUUUCUAUCAAUUUCUUUCAAGGGAGCUUAAGAACUACUUUCAAAUUUCAUGGACCAAAGAAAAGUUGAUGAAUGACUCGACAGUCUUUGUAGAUUUCUUGAAUAUCAACAAGCCUCAUGGGAAAAAGAUCUAUAAGAAUACCAAUAACUAUUAUAAACUUGCCAGUAUACUUCACGAAUUCCAGAUGAAAUUGGGGCCUACAUCUUUGGAGAUUUCUCAUUCUCUGGUGUUCUUCAAAGAAGCCGUACAACAUAUUACAAGAGCGACAAGGGUCAUUCGACAACCGUGGAGUCACAUGUUACUGAUUGGAAUAGAUGGUUGUGGAAAAACAACAUGUACAACUUUGGCCUGUCAUUUGACACAACACAAACUGUACCAAAUGCCUGUAUCUCACAAUUAUGCCUACCUAGAAUUUAAGGAAGACUUUAAAAAAGUGUUCAUUCAAACAGGAUUAGAUGAAAACCCUACUGUUUUGAUGGUCGCUAAUUUAAAUAUAGAUCAAGAGAAACUAUUGGAAGAUUUGAAUUACAUUUUGAAUUCAGGAAAAAUACCUGACUUGUUUGAAAAUGAAGAGCUGGAUUCUAUUAUGCAAAGGAUUAGAUCUCUUGCUGAACAGACUGGUUACAUAGAUAAUAGUAAAGAAGCUUUAUUUUCAUUCCUCCAAAAGAGAAUACAUAAAAAUCUUCAUAUUUUUAUGACUAUGAAUCCUGAAGAACCUAAUUUUCGCCAGACUUGUAGAACAUUUCCUUCUUUAAUUACUUCCUGCACAAUCAAUUUGUAUGAGAAGUGGCCAGAAGAAGCCCUCCUUAUUGUAGCCAAUUCUUUCUUAACAGAAAAGGUUAACUUGAAGAACAGAAAGGAUAUAAAAGAAAAACUUGCCUACACAUGUGUCCAAAUCCACAGAAGUAUAUCAGAAUUGGGCAUAAAAUUCUUUCAAGAAACUGGAAGGUAUUAUUAUAACACUCCCCAGAACUACUUAAAAUUCAUGGAAACAUUUUCAUUCAUUUUGAAGUCACGAGAGAAAGAUAUGCAAACAAAAAGGGAUCGUUUUCAUAUGGGUCUAUCAAAGAUCCUGGAAGCAACUACACUAGUUACAGAUAUGCAGGAGGAGCUCCUGAUUCUUGGUCCUCAGAUAGAACAAAAAUCAAAGGAAAUAGAAAUCCUUAUGGAAAAUUUACGGAAAGAAUCACAAAUAGUUGAGAAAGUUCAGAUGCUUGUUAAGCAGGAUGAAGAAAUUAUGGCAGAAGAAAUAAGAAUUGUAGAAGAAUAUGCUCAGAAAAUGAGCACUGAACUUAAAAGUGUACUUCCAGCUUUUGACAAGGCAAUUGUAGCUCUAAAUGCUCUGGACAAAGCUGAUGUUGCUGAAUUAAGAGUGUACACAAGGCCUCCCUUCCUGGUACUGACGGUCAUGAACGCAGUCUGCAUUCUGCUGCAAAGGAAACCCAACUGGACUACAGCCAAGUUACUUCUUUCUGAAACGGGUUUCCUUAAAAAACUGAUUAACCUUGACAAGGACAGCAUACCUGAGAAGGCUUUCCUGAAGCUGAAAAAAAUCAUAAACUUGCCUGAUUUCAACCCAAGCAAGAUUGCUCUAGUUUCUCUAGCUUGUUGCUCCAUGUGCCAGUGGGUGAUAGCGUUGAACAACUACCACGAGGUGCAAAAGGUGAUGGGCCCUAAGCAAAUCCAAGUGACUGAAGCUCAAAAUGUCCUUAAAAUCGCACGACAAAGUUUGGCUGAGAAACAAAGAGGUUUAAUGAUGGUUGAAGAACAUCUGCUCUCUUUACAAGCAACCUACAAAGAUAUUGUUGCCGAAAAAGGACUCUUAGCCAAUCGGAGAAUACUGGCCACCAAGCGCUUGCAGUGUGCAUCUGUCCUACUGACUGCCCUGGAAGAUGAAAAGACUCGAUGGCAGGAAACAGUCUCUCAAAUUGACAAGAAGUUGAGGGGGAUUUGGGGUGACAUUCUUCUGUCAGCAGCGUGCAUUGUCUACAGUGGCGUGUUAACAGCAGAAUUUCGACAGCUGAUUGUGAAUAAAUGGGAGACUAUAUGCGCUGAAAACAACAUUUCUUUGUCUUCAAACUUUUCAUUAAUCCAAGUCAUGACACAAAAAAAUGAGAUCCUCCAGUGGCAUAACCAGGGGCUGCCUCCGGGUAAGUAUUCGGCAGAGAACGCCAUCCUGAUCAAGAAUGGCCAGCAGUGGCCCCUGCUGAUUGACCCCCAUAAGCAAGCCUAUAACUGGAUCCGUCAGAUGGAAGGGGCCAGACUACAGGAGGUCUCCACUGAGGACAGCAAUUAUAUUAAGAAAAUUGAAAACGCUAUGAAAACAGGAGGGACUGUCCUCUUGCAGAAUCUCCCUGAAACGUUAGCUCCGAGUUUAAAGGCAAUUUUAAGGAAGGCGAUCUAUAAGAAAAAAGGACAAUAUUUCAUAAGGAUUAAUGAUUCUGAGACUGAAUACAACUCCGAAUUCAGGUUAUACAUAUCUACGGAAAUAGCCAAUCCUCACUUUCUUCCAUCAGUUUAUAACUUCGUUACUAUGAUCAACUUCACGGUAACGUUCCAAGGGUUACAAGAUCAACUCUUAUCUACUGUCGUGAUGCACGAGGUCCCUCACUUAGAAAACCAACGCUUCCACUUGUUGGAGAGCAUUCCCCACGAUGAUGUCAUUCUUGAAGAGCUCGAGGAAAAAACCUUAAAUUUACUGCAGAAGACGCAAGGUUGCAUAUUAGACGAUGAGGAUCUCGUCGACAUCUUACAAAAAUCCAAAACGACUUCCAAUGAAAUUUCAAAGCGCAUCAAAGCAACCGAAAGGGCCGAAUACGACAUCCAAGCCACCCGGAAAAGCUACCUUCCCAUCGCUACUCAGGGCGCCCUGCUCUACUUCCUGAUAGCCGACCUCAAGCAGCUCAACUACAUGUACCAGUUCUCCCUCGACUGGUUCCGCCAGGUCUUCGUGGCAUCCGUUAUUUCCAAAAGCCCAAAGCAGGUGCACGUCAGGCCCGCUUCGAGCGUGCAAGAGGCGAGCCAAGAGCCUGCGAUGGCAAAUCUUUUACCAGAACCUGGCCGGGAAAGUGCGGGAAAUGCCUUGACCGAGAGCAUUAAGAAUUCGGUAGAUGUGUUAACAAGAAAUAUUUUUAAGGUGGUUUCUUCCUGCCUGUUUAAUCAGCACAAGCUGUGCUUCUCCUUUCGGCUGUGCACUGCGAUCAUGCAGAAUAAUGUUGGAGAGAAUCCGGUGUGGAGUCACAUGGGGUCCCUACCGGCUGAAGAGCUGGAUGUCUUCUUAAAUUCGGGCACAUUGGUAAACAUUAAAGGUGUAAUGCCCCAGCCUAAACUUGAUAGCGCAUACGAAAGGGUUAAGAGCCGGUGUCUUCAGUGGCUGUCGGAGCCCAGGUGGAAAGAGUGCCAGUAUCUCAGCAGUCAGCUAGAACCCUUCUCGCUCCUGUGCAAAUCUCUUCUCUCUAAUAAACCACAGUGGGACGCCUUUCACACCAAUAAGGCUGUGUAUUUUCUGAUGAGCACGCCCUUCGCAUCAGAAAAGGCUACAACAGAGAAAACUGAACUUUUAAAUGAAGAUGCAGACAUGUGUUAUCCUGUUAAUUUUCCCUGGGAGAAGCUCACUACAUUUCAAAGACUUAUUUUGGUGAAAAUUCUUAAACCAGAAAGUUUAAGGGAUUCAGUGAGAAAAUUUAUAACUGAAAAUAUGGGAACUGAGUAUCUUCAUACAACUGAAAUUAACUUGAAAGAGCCCUACGAAGAGUCCAAUGGCAGAAUGCCGCUGAUUCUCAUUCACUCUCACGGGAUUGACCCUACGGCCCUUCUCCUGAGAUUUGCACAAGAACUGAAAGGAACAACACAGCACGUGGCCAUGAUUUCUCUGGGCUGUGGCCAGGCAGCUAAAGCAGAAGAUUUCAUUGUUAAGGCCCUCAACAAACCAGAACAGUGGGUCUUCCUCCAGAACUGCCACCUGUCAGCCUCCUUUAUGCCAUGCCUAUCCACCAUUAUAGAAUCGUUUAAUAGCCCAGAUGUGAAGAUAGACCCUGGUUUUAGGCUCUGGUUAGGCUCAAAAUCAAACAGUUCUUUCCCAAUUCCUAUUCUUCAAAAGAGUUUAAAGGUUGCCGUGGAAUACCCCCAGGGAUUGAAGAGCAAUUUACUUCAGACGUUUGGACACAGUGGGAGUGGAGAGGUAACAGAAGAGAUAUUUGAAAAUCCUGACUUUGGACCAUGGUGGAAAAAGAUCUUAUUCAGCCUAUGUUUUUUCAAUGCUGUGAUCAAUGAAAGAAAAAAUUACGGAAUAUUGGGCUGGAAUCUUCCUUAUGAAUUUAGCUCUUCAGAUUUGGAAGUUGCCAUCAAAAUGUUGCAAAAUUUCCUGAGGGAACAUUCCACCAUUCCGUGGCAAGGUCUGCGGUACCUGCUUGGGGAAGUGAUCUAUGGCGGCCGAGUGACUGAUCACUGGGACAAGCAAGGCUUAAAGGCCCUUCUCUGUGAAUUUUGUAAUCCCAGAGUGCUGGACGAUGGCUUCAGCUUCUCUGGUGAUGAGAUCCAUCAGCCUCUGCCGGAAUCUGCACACAUAAGUGACUGCAUAGGCCUUAUCCAGUCCUUGCCUGACGACGAUUCUCCUGAGAUCUUAGGAAUCCACCCUGAGGCCACACGGAGCUACAGGGUGACCCAGGGCCAGGAGUUCAUUGAAACGCUCAUUGACAUGCAGCCAAGAGCCACCACUACCAGGCUCACAAUCAGUCGGGAAAAGAGUAAUGAUAAUUUGGUCAUGGAAAUUCUAUCUGACAUGCUGAAGCGGCUGCCACUGACUGUAGAGAAAGAAGACAGUUCUGGAACGAUAAGCACAUUGAAAAGCAUGAUGUCGAGCCCCGUGUGGGAGUCUCUUAAGAUAAAUGUCAAAGACCAUGAUCCCCUUAUCCAUUGUGUCUUGCUAACCUUUUUGAUACAAGAAAUUGGACGAUUUGAUACAUUAUUAUCUGUCAUACAUGACUCUUUGAAAAGUCUGCGUCUUGCUAUAAAAGGAGAGAUUAUCCUCACGCAAGAACUGGAGGGUACCUAUGACUCUUUCCUUAAAACAAGGGUGCCGACAUUGUGGCAGAAAUCGUCCUACAAGUCAUGUAAGCCCCUGAGUUCCUGGGUUAAUGAUCUCAUCCAGCGAUUGAAUUUCUUCAAUACGUGGGCUAAAAUAGCUUGCACUGCGAUAAAUCGACGGUAUAUGAGAUUUGUCACAGCUUGGAAGCAAUAUAGUCCAUCAGCUAAUGAACAAGUCCAAGACCUUGCUCAAGAUGAUUUCUUUGAAGGAUUUCCGGCAAAAUACUGGCUCCCAGCCUUCUUCUUCCCAAAAGGCUUUCUCACUGCUGUGCUUCAAGACUACGGAAGAUGCCAUGGAAUCUCCACAGACGCCCUCAAGUUUACCCACCACGUGAUUUCCGACUCCACCCACACGGAGGAGGAGGAGUUCUCCAUAAUAAUCCAGAAGAAGCUCAACAUGGUUAGAAGAGCCUUCAAGGGCACGGACCCAUCACAGGCUGGAGUCCACAUUUUUGGUUUGUUCAUCGAUGGAGCAAGAUGGAAUCAUGAACAAAAAAUACUGGAUGACUCACUGCCUCUUGAAAUGUGUUGCGAUUUUCCUGAUAUCUAUUUUUUGCCAACCAAAAUUUCUACUGAAAAUCCAAAGGCUUCUAACCAGACUGACUCGGGAGUCUACACCUUUGAAUGCCCCAUUUACCAGACACCGCAAAGAUCAAGAAUGUCGUCCCCUUCCAGUUUACCCACAAGCUUUCUAACAUCAGUGUGCUUACCAACGCAGAAACCUCCUAGUCACUGGAUCAAAAUUCGGGUUGCACUGCUAUGUGAGAUGAAAGAAUGAAAAUUAAACCUCAGCACCAGCAUUCCUUGGCUCUCAUCAAAUUUGCAUGUUGUGAGCACUGGCAUGUAAUAAACAUCCUUCAUAAAA
Echinops telfairi (small Madagascar hedgehog) is the source of this 13617-nucleotide messenger RNA. RefSeq names its product dynein axonemal heavy chain 14 (gene DNAH14). Gene Ontology annotation, molecular function: minus-end-directed microtubule motor activity; dynein light intermediate chain binding; dynein intermediate chain binding. Gene Ontology annotation, biological process: microtubule-based movement. The record is from RefSeq and is a predicted model, not a curated record. The transcript is spliced from 84 exons. Bases 1 to 13530 code for a protein of 4509 amino acids. Gene Ontology annotation, cellular component: dynein complex. NCBI's taxonomy places the organism in Eukaryota, Metazoa, Chordata, Mammalia, Afrosoricida, Tenrecidae.